Messenger RNA from Dichotomopilus funicola, 720 nucleotides. RefSeq lists its product as uncharacterized. Bases 1 to 720 code for a protein of 239 amino acids. The record is from RefSeq and is a predicted model, not a curated record. The transcript has 2 exons. Lineage: Eukaryota; Fungi; Ascomycota; Sordariomycetes; Sordariales; Chaetomiaceae.
AUGGCCCCUCCGGCCCCUGGGAAUGGGAUUAAAAAAGCCAAAACAUUUACGUCUUUACUAUCAACUACCCGCGCCAAGCGUCAAGGAUCCCUUCCCAGGCAAAACACCGCGAGUAGCUCAAUCUCCCGAAACGACGGAGAGACCCGCCUGGCCAACUCCAUUCACUACCCCCCUGAAUGGCCCAAGCCCGACGGUAUAUUCGAUGCGGUGCGGCGCCUCAUUCAUGGUUACGAUCUGGUUUGUCACAUGCUGGUCGACACGGAACUAAGCAAAAAGCCCUUCGUGUUUCGGGCCUUCAGGAGACGUCUCGUACUCCCGCCCCCCGUCCUCGAGCUUUACAACGCACUGCAAGAUGCGAUCUUCGACAUCGAAACAAGGCUGUCUUUCCCCCUCCAAUACCAUGCUGUUUGGAAGGCGAGGGUCUCAUCCGGCUGGCGGAUGAAUGGGGAGCUAGAAUCCGCCCAAGACUCCCUUCAAUUUUUAGCCGAGGGGUUCUACUCCAAGAUCUUGAAUCCGAUCAAGCUCGCCAUGCUCCAGAAAAUUUGGAUUAUCAACCACGACGAGUUCCUACGCACGUUCAAAGAGGAUUACGGAGAGGUUUUGAAAUCCUGCGAGACUGUGCAGAAGGCUCUCCACCAGAUCACGGACGAUGCAAAGCCGCGGGAAGCAGGAGACGCAACCAGCCCCCAUAAGAAACAUAAAAUGCCCGACGUGGCCUGA